Molecule: messenger RNA, 933 nt
Organism: Lizanozyma spartinae
Lineage: Eukaryota; Fungi; Ascomycota; Pichiomycetes; Serinales; Debaryomycetaceae
Gene: MRPL40
Product: mitochondrial 54S ribosomal protein YmL40
Exons: 1
Coding region: 1-933 (310 amino acids)
Source: RefSeq, a predicted model, not a curated record
AUGCAAGGAUUCAGAAAGAGGUUCCAGCGGGAUUUGGAUAAGUAUGUUCCUGCUCUUAGGGAGCAUUAUCUUAAGAGAAAUACAGCCAUGAACUUGCCUACUUUACCCAAGGCUACCCAUCUUCCCAAGGCGGAAAAACGUUUAACUUAUAGAGAACAAGAGGUUGCUAAAGGUGAUUUGAUAUAUAUCACUAAAGGCCAAGGAAAAGGUAAAAUUGUCACUGUGGAAUCAUACAGCAAGGACAGAGAUUCUGUGUAUUGUUCUGAGGUUUAUCAAGAAGUUGUGGUUCCAAAAAUGUAUUGGAUGGAGGGUCAACAAUCACAUCUCCUGAGAAUCCCUCUGGCCAUACCUCGUGCUAACUUCAAAUUGGCUGCUAAGGACAAAGAUGAGAAUGGAAAGACCUAUUAUGUGGUAGCUGAUGAAGUUGUCAUGAAAGGUGUAAGUUAUGAUGAUAGAUACAGACAGUGGAUGCCCCGUAGGUUCGUUAAGCAUCACGAAAGUGUCGAGAUCCCAUGGCCAACACCUCCAGAUGUCAAGGAAGAUUACCUUUCGACUUCUCAGGAUGCUGUUCUUGAAAAGUCAUAUGAACUACAAACAAUUGCUCAAUCACCAUUACCUAAGGGUGUCCUUUCUGAAUUGAGAAACCCUCACUCCAAGCACAAGAAGAGAGUAUUAUCCGAAAUGGAAGCAAGAAUGAUCAAUGGUCCUAAGAUGCCAUUAUCUACAGAGCAAAAGAUUUACUUGGCGAAGAAGGCUGCUCAACCUGAAAAGAAGCUCUCCAAAUUAUCUGAAGAAGUGGAGGACUUUAUUGGUCAAAAGGUAGCUGACCAUCUUAAUAAGAUCACCAAUCCUGCAUUGAAAACUCAUUUGGAAGCUUUAUCUAAUGUUAAAGUGCCAGAUUUCGAAAAGACUAUCAAGAAAAUUGAACAUUAA